AUGAAGAGAGAAGCUUUGGGUUUUAGUAAUAAUUCCAGUAGUGAUGAUAAUAAUAUAAAUAAUAAUAAUAGUUUAAGUAAUAAUAUAAAUGAUAGUGCCAAAAUAUCCUACGAGAGCGGAAGUAAUUUUAUGUUAUUGUUGGAAGAUUUUGGUGAAUACUUUUAUAACUACAACGGCAGUGAUUUUAAUUCAAGCGUCAGCAUCUAUCAAGCGAAUUGUUCGCUAUCAAAUUCAACAUGCGAGGAUGUGAAUACGCCCAAUUACAAUUAUUGGGCGCUGAUACUUGUAAUAUUUCCAUUUCUAACACUCUUUGGCAACGUGCUAGUCAUCUUAGCAGUUCUUCGUGAGCGAACGUUGCAAACAGUAACAAAUUACUUCAUAGUAUCAUUAGCUAUUGCCGAUUUACUAGUAGCAGUGGUCGUUAUGCCCUUCGGAGUGUAUAUAUUGGUAAAUGGUGCUUGGUCUCUACCAAAUGUAGUAUGUGAUUUUUAUAUAGCAAUGGAUGUGAUUUGUUCAACAUCAUCAAUAUUUAAUUUAGUCGCGAUAUCUAUCGACAGAUACAUUGCCGUAACACAACCAAUUAAAUAUGCAAAGCAUAAAAACAGUCGAAGAGUUUGCUUAACGAUUCUUCUAGUGUGGGCAAUAUCAGCCGCAAUAGGAUCACCAAUUGUACUUGGUCUCAACAACACUCCUGAUCGUUUACCGGAUUUAUGCUUGUUUUAUAACAGUGAUUUUAUAGUAUAUUCAUCGUUAAGUAGUUUUUAUAUACCAUGCAUCAUCAUGGUAUUUUUAUACUGGAAUAUAUUUAAGGCACUUAGGACACGAGCAAAGAAGCAGCGAGCAGCUAGAAAACAUAAUAUAUCUGAUUUAACAGCUGGUGGUAGUAUAAUUGAAAAUAUUGCACAAACAAAAAGAUUAGCGGAAACAACAAUGGACGGAAGCAGUAAAAGUUCCAAAAUUAUACCCGAAGAAGAAAGACCAACAAAUACAGGAUCAGGCUCGAAUGAAGAUGAGGAUGAGAAUGCUGGGUCACCCGACGCAGACGACUGUCAUGUUAUAGUUAACGAUAAAUCAACCGAAUUUAUGCUGGCUACUGUAGUCGAAGAAACAAGCAAUGUGAUGGCACAAAUAACAACAACAACAACAGCACAAUCAGAUCCGAAUGGAAAUCACGAUUCUGGAUACGCACCGUCAAAUAUUGAAGAUAUAUUAGCAGCUAAUGUCACCCCGCCUGCCAGUCCUAAUCAGGCAACUAUUUUCGUUAAUCGAAAUGUCCAUUACAAGACAAAAAAUGGCUCAACGUCAACAACGCCAACGGCAAACACAACAAAGCAUCUCACACCAAACGCAUCACCAAAGAAAGAACCGUUUAGUGUCGCACUGAAACCAUUAUCGGUGGUACGUCACAAUGUACAGCAAGCACUUUCAUUAACACGAAACGAUUCCACAUUGUCAGCAAAUUCUCGCGAAAGCUCAAGAAAAGAUAACAAGAAUGUUCAAGCAUCGAGGUUCACAAUUUACAAAGUAAAUAAAGCAUCAAAGAAGAAGCGAGAAAAAUCUUCGGCAAAGAAGGAGCGAAAGGCAACAAAGACGCUUGCUAUUGUGUUGGGCGUCUUCCUGAUUUGUUGGGUUCCAUUUUUCACUUGCAACAUCAUGGAUGCGAUGUGUACAAAACUGAAUUACGACUGUCAACCCGGGGUAACUGCUUUUAUCCUCACAACAUGGCUAGGGUAUAUGAAUAGCUUUGUGAAUCCCGUCAUUUAUACGAUUUUCAAUCCCGAGUUUCGAAAGGCAUUCAAAAAAAUUAUGCACAUCGGAUAAUGCAGCAAAUUAAUUGCACCGUCUCGUCUACAACUACGAAAGUGAGCUUUAUAGCUAGUUGAGCUUUGUAAAAAUAGAAAUAGAAAUUGAAAUAGUAAACCAAGAAAAGGUUAGAAAUUAAAUUGUUAGAAAUUUAAUGAGUUUAAGCACCAACUAAACGUGUUGUUAAUUGAAAAGAAAAAAGAAUCUUCCUCUCG
This is a messenger RNA of Clunio marinus, 2018 nucleotides long. The record is from the annotation of a GenBank genome assembly. NCBI's taxonomy places the organism in Eukaryota, Metazoa, Arthropoda, Insecta, Diptera, Chironomidae.